UUCACUCUUUACGACGCGCUGAAGUCCAGUCAGUUAUUGACUUCCCAUUCCCGUUCCAGUUCUGAAAGUUAAAAACAAAAUACAAUAUAAACACACACACAAACAAAAUCCAUCGGUGUUGAGUGGAUUUGUUUUUUAAAAUGUAAUAACCAUAAUAUGUGUAUCAAACUUUUGGAAUACCACUCAGUCAUGUUUAACAAAUUAAAAAAACUUGAUGAUUUCGCGAGUUUAAUUAAUCAGCUGACUGGAGUAGUCAAAGAAUGAUUGUAUCUGCACCUUCAAAAUUUAAAUAUCGGCUGAAUGAAAAUGGGAUACAAAAAUGUGUAAUUCAUAAAAUUAGAGUAUAAUUAUUCUGCAAUGACUUGAAUAUUUUUAAAUAUAUGACGGUGGGAGCUUAGCCCUGAGAAUCAAGACCUACACAUAUAAAAUAAAACACAAGCAUGGACAAUGUAGAGGAACGAGUUCCUCUCAUCGAGGGAAAAAUAUCUUUUUCUACAAGAUAUGCUUAUGCGUUGGGUCACAUUUUCAAUGACCUGGCAGCUGCAAUGUGGUUUUCUUACACAUUAUUAUUCCUGCAAAGGGUAUCUCUCCUUGACCCUAUAGUCGCCGGUUCUCUAUUGCUAUUAGGUCAAAUAGUUGAUGCUCUGAUGACUCCUGUUUUCGGAAUUCUCGUAGACAAAUAUGCAAAAAAGAAAAUCUGGCACGUGAUAGGUUCAAUUAUGGUGACGUUUUCCUUCCCAAUAAUUUUUGGAAGUUUCGUCAAUCCUCGAAAUCCCACAACUAUGAUGACUCUAUCUGUAAUAAGUAUCAUAGUAUUUCAAACUGGUUGGGCUGCUGUUCAAAUUUCACACUUGUCUAUGAUUCCAGCUUUAACAAAUUCACCAAUUGUACGAGCCGAUUUAACUGCUAUACGUUAUUCAGCACAAGUUGGUGCAGCGGUAUUAGUUUUUAUAGUCACCUGGGUACUACUACCAAAUAGUGAAGAUUCAGUUGUUCGAUUAGGAGUACAAGAUGCCGGCAAAUUUAGGAAUAUUGUCUUGGUUUUAACUAUAAUUGGAAUAGCAGCAACAAUAUUUUUCCACAUUUUCCUCAAAGCUAGAUUGUUAGAAGAUACAUCAUCUAAAGUGAAUAACGAUCACAUUUCUAGAUUCAAUUCUUCCUCGAAUAGGAGAAGGUCCUGGAUAGGGACAAGUAUUUUGUUAAGAGUUGCACUUCUGUAUGUGGCCAGCAGAUUGUUUCUCACAUUAGCAACCGUAUACUUGCCUUUAUUCAUAGAAGAAAUAGACGUUGGAGGAAAACAGGCUUUAGCAACAGUGCCUUUGGUUUCCUACCUUUCGUCUUUCAUGUCCUCGUUACUUUUGAAAUACAUGAAUCGCUCUUGUGGUACCAAGGUCUGCUACUUAUUAGGUGCUCUUAUUGGCAUACUUGCAGCGAUAGUGAUAGAAUUCGCCGGAAGUAACGCAGCUGUUAUGUAUUCAGUAGCUAUUCUAAUCGGAGCUGGAAGUUCGAUUACAAUGGUUACAGCACUCAGCGUAACAGCAGAACUUAUCGGGUCAAGAACAGAUAGAAGUGCUUUUGUGUACUCUAUUGUUACUUUUCUAGACAAAGUCGUUACUGGCCUUGUCGUAAUUUUGAUAGAAAAAUGGAGAUGCCAACAAAAGGAACUUUGUCCAACUUAUAAUCGAGAUACUUUAUCAAUCGUAUGUGCCUCUUCAAUGCUCUUAGGGCUGAUUACUCUUGUAACAAUUACUCGGUGUUUUACAUAAAAUUUAUUGUUAGGAAACAAUUAAAAUAAUUUCAAUAUCUUCUUUUGAACUCUGUAAUUUAAAUUCUUAUAUGAAUUAUUAA
Molecule: messenger RNA, 1848 nt
Organism: Belonocnema kinseyi
Lineage: Eukaryota; Metazoa; Arthropoda; Insecta; Hymenoptera; Cynipidae
Product: major facilitator superfamily domain-containing protein 12-like
Exons: 8
Coding region: 441-1766 (441 amino acids)
Biological process (GO): carbohydrate transport
Cellular component (GO): membrane
Molecular function (GO): symporter activity
Source: RefSeq, a predicted model, not a curated record